Messenger RNA from Ruditapes philippinarum (Manila clam), 821 nucleotides. RefSeq names its product interferon alpha-inducible protein 27-like protein 2A. The transcript has 2 exons. The record is from RefSeq and is a predicted model, not a curated record. The coding region runs from base 55 to 426 and encodes 123 amino acids. Lineage: Eukaryota; Metazoa; Mollusca; Bivalvia; Venerida; Veneridae. Gene Ontology annotation, cellular component: membrane.
AUUUAUCUGAUGUGACAAUAAGAGUUAUGUAUUCUAGCAUCUUGUUCUAUUUUCAUGUUCUACGUAGAAAUGGCUAACAAGAUAAUAAUCUACAUCUUGGUUGCUUCAAUGAUUGCCCAGCCAGCCCAAGGUUGGCUACUUACAGUAGGUCUCGGAGCCUUGGGUUUUGUGGCUGGCCCGAUAAUUGCACCAAUUGCGUUAGGGGCUGCCGGCUUUGGUGCCGGGGGUAUAGCUGCUGGAAGUACUGCGGCUUCUAUGAUGGCCUCUUAUGGUGGAAGCGUUGCGGCAGGAUCUGCAAUGGCGUUAGCUCAAUCAGCCGGAGCGGCUGGGAUUGGGCUAACCGGUCAGGUAGCCGUGGGAGCAGCCGGAGCAGCUAUUGGGGCGAAACUUGAGGCGGAUAUUUGCGAAGAGGAUGAUUGUGACUAAACCCGUUUUUCACACGUUUGGGAACUCUUUUUGGAACUGAAGUACAAAUAAUAUAAAAAAAAUACUUUUAAAGGAAAAUAUGUUAAAUCUGUUAAAUAUUAUAUAUUUGUUACAUUAUAUGUUAUAAAGAGAAAUCAAUAUAAAAAUUUGCAUACAAUACAAAAUAUUAAUUUGAUAUAAAAUGUUGUUUAUAAUUUGUACUUACUAGAAUGUUUCUCUUCGUGCUUUUUCAAGUAGCUCUAGCUAACAUACGAAAUUUGUGAGAAUACUCACUAGAUGAAAUACAUUUUCAUCUUACAAACAAAUAUCUUAUAUGUUUUGCGGAAAUAACUCUUGACAUCAUCAUUAAUAAAUAAAAGACUACAAAUCUGACCAUUUGAAGAACUGAUCAUACA